Scomber scombrus (Atlantic mackerel) is the source of this 2800-nucleotide messenger RNA. It is a transcript of the gene fpgs, whose product is annotated as folylpolyglutamate synthase. Gene Ontology annotation, molecular function: tetrahydrofolylpolyglutamate synthase activity; ATP binding. NCBI's taxonomy places the organism in Eukaryota, Metazoa, Chordata, Actinopteri, Scombriformes, Scombridae. Gene Ontology annotation, cellular component: mitochondrion; cytoplasm; cytosol. The transcript is spliced from 15 exons. The coding region runs from base 1 to 1737 and encodes 578 amino acids. The record is from RefSeq and is a predicted model, not a curated record. Gene Ontology annotation, biological process: tetrahydrofolylpolyglutamate biosynthetic process.
AUGGCGUGCAUGUCGCGCGUGUGGCGGCGGGGCUCCGGGUUUGCCGCGCGGCUCCGGCAGCAGGACUAUGCGUGCAGCAGGUUGGCGGCUUUUUCAGUCCGUUACUACAGCACCAAGACGGCUCCUCACAUACCCGGCAUGGAGUACCAGGAUGCCAUCUGGACUCUGAACACGCUGCAGACCAAUGCCGGCGCUCUGGAGCAGGUCCGACGGGAGCGUGGCAACCCUCAGCUGCAGCUACAGGCCAUGAGAGGCUUCCUGGAGCGAGCCGGACUCAAAGUGGAGGAACUGGACCAUCUCAAUAUCAUUCACGUGACCGGAACAAAGGGCAAGGGUUCAACAUGUGCGUUCACAGAGCAGAUUUUGAGGAGUUACGGCUUCCACACAGGAUUCUACAGUUCCCCACAUUUAGUCCAAGUCCGGGAGAGGAUUCGAAUCAACGGGCAGCCAAUCGGGAAAGAGCUCUUCACUAAAUACUUCUGGCAGGUUUAUGGACGGCUGGAUGAAACUAAGGAAGCUCACGGAGGAACAAUGCCAGCAUACUUCCGUUUCCUCACCAUCUUGGCCUUCCACGUCUUUCUCCAGGAGAAGGUGGAUUUAGCUGUGAUUGAAGUUGGUAUUGGUGGAGCAUACGACUGUACCAACAUUAUAAGGAGGCCGUGGGUGUGUGGCAUCUCCUCUCUGGGAAUAGACCACACGCAGAUUCUCGGAGACACCAUCGAAAAGAUCGCCUGGCAAAAAGGAGGCAUCUUUAAGACAGAGGUUCCCGCCUUCACCGUCAAACAGCCUGAAGAUGCAAUGGUAGUACUGAGGGACCGGGCCAAAGAGAUCAGAUGUCCUCUGCGGGUGUGUCCAGAGCUGGGCAGCUACCAGACAGACUGUGGACCUUUACAUCUGGGCCUGGCAGGGGAGCACCAGCGCUCUAAUGCAUCUCUGGCCCUCCAGCUCAGUCACACCUGGCUGCAGAGAAGAUGUCUACCAGAUAACAGCUUUUCCUCCAAGGCUGAUGAGAGCACAGCUGUACUUCCAGCAGCUAUAUUCAAGCCCUGCCCCAUCAUGGUGAAAGGGCUGGCAGACACAGAGUGGCUCGGCAGGAAUCAGACUCUGAAACACGGAGCGGUCACCUACUUCCUGGACGGAGCUCACACCAUGCGCAGUAUGCAGGCCUGCGUACACUGGUUCAGAGAGAUCGCAGCACAGCAUGAGAGGAAUGCAAGUGGACCUGUGGCCAGAGUCUUACUGUUCAAUGCCACUGGAGAGAGAGACUCAGCAGCCAUGCUUAAACUACUAGUGCCGUGUCAUUUUGACUUUGCUGUGUUCUGCCCAAACAUCACUGACGCCAACACUUCCUGUAACGCAGACCAGAAGAACUUCAACGUCUCAGUGGAGAACAUGGUGACCCGUUGCCUGGACAACGAGAGGAGCUGGCGUCUCCACCGCAGCUCGGGGGACGACGACGCCACGCAGCUGCUCAUCGAGGACAGUCUGCCUCUGGUCUCCGAGAAGAAAGCGGACACUCUGGUCUUCCCCAGCAUCCUCUGCGCCCUCCAGUGGAUCACCCAGGGCAGGGAUCCAGUGCUGGCAGACCCGGCCGAGAGAGUGUUAGCGGUGAAACCCAGCAUCGCGGCCAAAGCUGCUCCUCUGCGAGACGCGGCCGAGAUCCACGUCCUCAUCACCGGAAGCCUCCACCUGGUGGGAGGAACACUCAAACACCUCCACCCAGCGUUCUCCAAGUAGAAAGGACUGUGAAUUUAGGCAGGCGUUCUGCUUGUAAACACACUCUCCUUUUGUGGAAGGAAUCUAAUAUGUGCCAGUAUAGAUGAGGUUUUUGUUGCUACUAGCUUGGGCAGUGGUAGUAGAUGUUUACCAGAGAGGGAUUAGCUGCGAGCGCUUUCCGUCAGCUUCUCUACAGAUUGGCGACGGCUGAUGUUAGGAGCCGACUAGUCGGGACCGAGGAGGCACCAGCAGGACUCACAGCGGCCCCCCCCCAGCCUCACCCCAGAGCCUUACGGACGACCGCACAAACGUGCCGAGCUCAUGCCUUUAGUCUUACUUGAAGCCAAAUGUGUUUACAUGAACUGCACAGGUGUAUAUUCAUGUACCAUCAUGUGAGCUGAACGGACUAAACUGGUACUGUGUGUGUGCUUCAGUGAUCACUGAUGCCGCCUAAUGGUUAUUAUUACAUACAUUUUUACAAAAUACUGUCAUUACUGAAUGGUCUACAUGGACUACAUGUAGUUUAUUGUGGUUUUUACUUCUGUACUGGAACACUUGACUAUUACCUUUCACAGUUUUUUUUUUUUUUAAAUGGAAGCCACUUUCUAUGCUUUCUAUUAUAUUUUGUCGGUAUUUGACAAUGUACUUCACACACAUGGUCCACUCAUGUCUUUGUGUAAAUAUUCUUACACUAAUGUUGGCAACAGAUAAAUUCAUCAAACUGUCUGAGUAAUUGACAUUUUAAUAUUUAAAUGGUCCUUCAUUUAAACUUGCAUUAUCUGGCUGUAUUACAUACAGUUUGUAUGUAUGUCUCUAUAUCAGUGACAGAAACUGAAUGAAAUAUAUUUCUGGGUUUCAUCUGUGUUGGACAGACACCAUGGAAACAUAAUCAGCUUCACAUCCACUCAGCAUGUAAUCUCAGAUGACUUUACAUUUAAUUUCAGUAUAAAGUAACACUAAGUAGUGUAACAUGGACAAUUUUUGAAUGAUCAUGUCGACCCAACAAGACACAAAAAUGCACUUAAAUGACACCUGGCACUUGUGUAGUGAAAAUGAAAUGUGCUCACAUGUUAAAUAUGAGACA